Artibeus jamaicensis (Jamaican fruit-eating bat) is the source of this 6747-nucleotide messenger RNA. It is a transcript of the gene RPAP3, whose product is annotated as RNA polymerase II associated protein 3. Lineage: Eukaryota; Metazoa; Chordata; Mammalia; Chiroptera; Phyllostomidae. Bases 241 to 2232 code for a protein of 663 amino acids. The record is from RefSeq and is a predicted model, not a curated record. The transcript is spliced from 17 exons. Gene Ontology annotation, molecular function: protein binding.
UCGCCUGUCUGGCGAAGGGGGCGCGGCCGUGGGUCCUGGGUGGAGCGGUGCGGCCGACUGGAGCGCGGCGUGGUUGCCGCGGUGGUGUCCUGGGUAGCGGCGUCCCGGGAGCGCGUCCCGGUCAGGUUUCACCCCGCGCGCCCGGGCCUGGAUGUUCUUCCUUGCUGGGGGUCGAGCACCUCGGCUGCUCCGGCGUCGGGCUGUUUUCGGUGGUCAGGACCUCAGGUUCAACCGGCCAUAAUGACGUCAACUAAUAAAGCAAUUGAAUUACAACUACAAGUGAAACAAAAUGCAGAAGAAUUGCAAGACUUUAUGAGGGAUUUAGAAAACUGGGAAGAAGAUAUUAAACAAAAGGAUAUGGAACUAAGAAGACAGAAUGGUGUCCCUGAAGAGAAUUUACCUCCUAUUCGAAAUAAGAAUUUUAGAAAAAAGAAGAAAGGUAAAGCUAAAGAGUCAUCUAAACAAACCAAAGAUGAAAACACAAAAAACAGGAUAAAGUCUUAUGAUUAUGAGGCGUGGGCAAAACUUGAUGUGGAAAGUAUUCUUGAUGAACUUGACAAAGAAGAGACUACCCAUGAUUCUCUGUCUCAAGAAUCAGAGUCAGAAGAAGAUGGAAUUCAUGUAGAUUCACAAAAGGCCCUUGCUCUAAAAGAAAAGGGCAAUAAGUACUUCAAACAAGGAAAAUAUGAUGAAGCAAUUGAGUGCUACACCAAAGGCAUGGAUGCCGAUCCUUAUAACCCUGUGUUGCCAACAAACAGAGCUUCAGCACACUUUAGAAUGAAAAAGUUUGCUGUUGCUGAGUCUGAUUGUAAUUUAGCAAUUGCCUUAAAUAGAAGUUAUACAAAGGCUUAUGCAAGACGGGGUGCUGCUCGAUUUGCUUUGCAAAAAUUAGAGGAUGCCAAAAAAGAUUAUGAAAAAGUGUUAGAACUGGAACCAAAUAACUUUGAAGCAACAAAUGAACUCAGGAAAAUUAAUCAGGCUUUAACCUCCAGAGAAAACUCACACCCAAAGGAAGCUGACACAGUGAUUAAGUCAACCAAAGAAGAGAAGAAGCAAGUUGAAGAGCAACAGAAUAAGCAGCAGGCCAUUUCAGAGAAAGAUCUGGGUAAUGGAUUUUUCAAAGAGGGAAAAUAUGAAAGAGCAAUUGAAUGCUAUACUCGAGGAAUAGCAGCAGAUGGCACUAAUGCCCUUCUUCCAGCUAACAGAGCCAUGGCCUAUCUGAAGAUUCAAAAAUAUGAAGAGGCUGAAAAUGACUGCACACAAGCUAUUUUAUUAGAUGGCUCGUAUUCUAAAGCUUUUGCCCGAAGAGGAACUGCGAGAACAUUUUUGGGAAAGUUAAAUGAGGCCAAACAAGAUUUUGAAACUGUUUUACUUCUGGAACCUGGAAAUAAACAAGCAGUAACUGAACUUUCCAAAAUUAAAAAGGAAUUAAUUGAGAAAGGACACUGGGAUGAUGUCUUUCUCGAUUCUACUCAAAGGCAAAACGUGAUAAAACCCAUAGAUAAUCCACCUCGUCUUGGAUCAACUGAAUCACUAAAGAAGGUUAUUAUUGAAGAAACUGGUCAUUUGGUGCAGACUGUUGAUGUGCCAGAUAGCACUACUGCUCCAGAGAGUAAUCCUGUUAAUCUAGCAAAUGUAGUAGCAACCACAGGCACUGCAAGUAAGAAGAGUUCCAGCCAAGAUGACCUUUUGCCCACAGGUGAUAUUCCAAAAGCAAAAGUAUUGAAAACAGAAGAAAUCAGUGACACUUCAGCCCAGCAACCUCAAGUUAAUUUGAAACAGGAUGUAUGUCAGUCUUUCAGUGAGAAGAUUUCUAUAGAGGUAGACAAAAUACCUGCUCAGUUUAUCACAACUGUUCUUCCUCCAGUUCCUGCAAACUCCUUUCAGCUUGAAUCUGAUUUUAGACGACUGAAAAGUUUUCCAGAUAUGUUAUAUCAGUAUUUGAAGAAAAUUGAACCAGCCUUAUAUCCUAAGUUGUUUCAGAAAAAUCUAGAUCCAGAUGUAUUCAACCAAAUCAUUAAAAUUCUACAUGACUUUUACAUUGCGAAAGAAAAGCCAUCACUCACCUUGGAAAUUUUACAAAGGCUUUCUGAACUAAAAAGGUUUGACAUGGCAGUGAUGUUUAUGUCAGAGCCUGAGAAAAGAAUUGUACGUGUAUUAUUCAAUCACAUAGAGAAAUCAGGAUUGAAGGGUAAUUCCAUUGAAGAACUCAAGAAAAGAUAUGAUGGUUGAUUUCCAUUUUUAUUGAAAUUAUUGUCUGACUUUCACAUGUGCAUUUUUUCUAUUGAAAUAAAGUGUUUUGUUCUCUUUUUAAGAAAAUGAAAUCACAGGAAAGUACAAUCUUUGGAUAUAAGUUAAUUAACUAUAAAGCGAAUUGAGGUUUAAGUGGUAAGAAAUAUAUUCAAGUAAACUAUAAGUCUUUUUCUGAAAAUAAAAAUAUAAAUGAGGUAUACUUGUAAAGAUCAGUAUUUUAUAAGUCAUCUACAAUGUUUGACAUAGAUACAUUUUUCAGUAUCUGUAGAUACAUUUUAUAUUUUUGUGAGUUUUGCAACCACAAUGACGAGGUUGCUUCGUUAGCACAUGAGUAAAGUUGUAUUUGUAUGGAGGGAGUUGCGCAGGUAACUAGAUUGGUUCUUUCUAAGAUACUAAGGCUUUCUAGUAUUGUUGUGCCGAGACUUUUUCGUAUCGUGCUGGUUCACUAGCAAAAUUACUUAGUUGCAGGAUGUGUAUUUUUAGUUUUUAUGUUGAAAGGAAACUUUUAACUGGACUUUUUAUAUUGGUUCAUUGAAGAGUCACAACAUCCUUAGACUUAAUGCUUCAUUUUUUUUCCUGUUUGUAUCCACGUCAUAUGUUAACUAAAGGCACAUAAUCUGAAGCAAAACAAGGUGUAAAAAUAUUAAAGACUAGCAAUGUUUCCAUGGUAAUCACGUGUAGUGUGCAUGUGCGGUGUGUGAGUGUGGCAUCAGGAAGCCUUUGAGAGCAGGGCUGGUGCUCUGCUCGUCCCUGUGCAGUGCUACCCCAGUUAGGUGCUCAGUUGAUAUUUAUAUGAUUGCACGUAAUUUGACAGCAGGACUCAAUUUUAGUGACUGUUAAAGGAUCAGCCUAGCAAAUUUUGGGCAUCCUGUCAAUGUUGUUAAAAUCAAUUUUAGAGGCUGUCAAGUUGUUAAAAAAAAUACUAGGUCACCAUCGCAUAGCUGUUACCAGAAUCAACAAUACAGUCAAAUUUAAAAGUUUAUUUUAUACUCUUGAUAAUUUUUGUUGCAUCAACAUUAUUAUGCUUACAGUUGCUGGAAUAAUCAUAAUGUAUUUGCAAAGGUAAUUUCUCCAGAAUAAGUUAUUGAAAUGAUCAAAAUUUGUAUAGCCUGUGUUUUUGCAAUACACUUAGGAUAGAAUUUCUUAAUGUUAUGCAUUGCUAACUGUAUUGUCUUUAUGGUAAAUGACAGACAAUGAAAUUUAGCCUUUUAUGUGUAGCUUAUACAUGAGUAUUGAGUUACAAAUGACCUGAAAUUUUCUCAAAUCAUUAGUAAGAAGUUGACUUAGAUCAGCAAUUUUCAACCUUUUUUAUCUCAUGGCACAUGUAAACUUUUUAGUAAGAUUCUGCAACACACCAAAAAAUAUAUUUUUUGCUGAUCUGACAAAAAAUGGUAUACUUUUGAUUCCUUUACACUGGCUGGCUACUGUUGUGUUGGUUGUUGUCAUUUUUUAAAUUUCAUAAUCUAAAGGAAAAGAGGUCAGUGCCCUGACCAAAUAGUCAGGUAUUUCUUGUUGGAAAAGUCCUGGUGGCACACUGGUUGAAAUCACUGAUCUGGAUGAGUAGAAGAGUAUUCCAAGGGCAAAAAAGUUCUCAUAUUUUCUUACGUGAUCCUUAGAAGAAACUUCCAAGGUAGAAGGGCAGGUAGUUUGAUUGCCAUUUUUAACGUGAAUAAAGGAGAUUCAGAGUAAACGUUUCCGUGAUUACAGAACCAAAAUAUAGUAGAGCAGGUUGAGAACAUGCUGUCUUCUAACUAUUAAUCUAUAGCUGUUCGAACUACUCCAGUUGGAGUAUUUAUGUUGUGUUAUCUGUGUAGUGACUUGUCCUGAAAAAGUAUAUAAAUCCCAAGAUUUGCUUUAUAAUUUACAUUAAUUUUUUUUUGAUGUUAGCCUGCUUUUUAUUAUUAGCUCAGGGGCUCAUCAUUUAGCUGUUGCAUCCAUGCCGCAUUCUCCUCUAACUGGUCUGUGUUCCCAGCUACACUACCACAGAUCAGCUCCUUAUCGCCACUGGAAUGAACUUAAAACUCAAGUCACAUGUCACUUCUUUGCUUAAAACACUUCAAUGGCUGCCCAUCACUUUCAGAAAACUGGCUUCUUAAUGUAGAGAAGGCCCUUCAUGAUCUGGUUCCCACCCCCUCACCUAUCUCCCAACAGCCAGGUCCCCGCAAGCGUCCUGCUGCCUGCAAAUCCCUGGUUGUAUCCUGUUCUCAGAUCCCUCCAGCCUGGGCUGUUCUCUGCCUGGACCCUGCCCACCUGGAUCUCUCUUUCUCAUCCUUCAUGUCUGAGCCUAGACAUCUCUCCUUUGGGGAUGCCUUUCUCCAUCCCACUAGGUGAGCUGUGUCCUGCAUCUUGGGCUUCUGUGAUUGUAUUUGUCCCCUUUAUAAUAGAUUCCCCUUCUAGUCUCUGAGAUCCUCGAAGGCAGAGGCUGCAGCUUUAAUUUUUAUAUUUUUAACAACUCACACAGUGCCUGGCAUAUACUAUAAUGCUGCUGAAUUUAAAAUUAAGUCCAGAAAUCAAAAAGACCUUUGUGAAACCAUACAUUCCAAUAUUAAGUUCAUAAGACCAUCACUAUCCUACAAAAAGUGUUCAUUGAUGAUGUGGUAAGUGUGGAUUCAGUGGGAACUAAAAUGAGUCUUUAUAUCAGUGGGGUGACGAACAUGCAUUCUGUUUUCACGGGGUGGCUUUCCAAAGCAUGUUACUUGGCACAUAAUAUAAAGUUAAAUAAUAGCUGAGUACAUGAAUUCAAGCAUUAUACGAGGAGAUGGAGUAUCCGGAUGAAGAGUUUUAAAUUUGGCUCAAAGAACUUCACUGAACAUUGGAGACCUUUUCAUCCUCAGUGGGGAUUAUUUAAUUCUACUGUGUUCAGAUAGUUUCCGACCCCUCCCCCGCACCAAACAGCUCUUAAGGGGAACAGGCAUUUCUGUUUCUCCUGUGGAACUCCUGUUGGUCAUAGCAAUUCAAGCAGCCUUAGUGAUUGAUACAGCUGCCAUUUAUAUGCCCUUUACUGUGUGGUAGGCACUGUGCCCGCGGCUUGGCGUGUAUCUCCAUUCCAGAAACAGGCUCUGAGACAGAAGUUGCCCUGUGGAGCCCGGAGUCAGGCAGAGGUUUGUCUGACAGGCUCUCAGGUGCUUCCUUCUACAGCACUGUCAGCGAGAAGCUGGAGAAGCAGCCAGCAGCUGGCAUUUCUGUGGUAUUACUGCCCUCCUCUGGAUCUUUUAAAAAUAGCACAAUGUGCCUGAAAGCAUGCUGAUGAGAAUCAAAGUGAAAGUGAGUUUUAAUUUCUUAGCAGUGCUGUUCAGUAUCCAUAGAAACCAUCCAGCUGGUCUAGCAGGCACGAAGGUGUGUGUCGUCCUUGGUCACAUGGUCAGGUAUGGAAACCUGGGAAGAGAAGAUGGUGAGAGGAGGGAGUGUGGCCGACAGUCCUGCCUGAGUUCAGUCAGCUGCAGACAGGUCCUGGAGGCCUCCUCUGCCCUUCCCCACGAAGGUCGGAUCGGGCAGUUGGGACACGGGAAAGGAAUUCGUGUUUAUUUGGGCCCUGCGCUGAGCCCGAUUCACUCUGGCCUGCUGUAGUUGCCUGAUCGCACUGGGAGGCUGUGAGGUCGGCAGGGGAGCGUCACCUCAAAGUCAGUGCCCAGCCAUGGCCAAGUCAGAAGCUCCAUCUUCCUACACCAAAAAAAAGAGAAAAGCCCCUUUCGAGUGCGUUGCAGGGUCUUUCUAAGGACAUGGAGGGUGUUGUGUGAGGGAAAUUCCUCCUUCAGUACUUUAGUGCGCGGGAUCUGGGUCCAAAAUAAAUGUCAGACUGGACUUUGAAGAGGAAGAGAUGUCACAAAAAUGCAGUCACAAAGGCCAAGAGGGAGGGGGUGUACAGUUAUGUGUGCGUGUGUGUGGUGGGAAAUGGCUAAGAGCCUGUAGGGUACUUGGGUCUGUUUACUUUUUUAAAAAUCAGUAAUUUUACAGAGUUUUUAUUUACUGAUUUUAGAGAACUUGGGUCUUUAACUGGUACACAGAGAUUCCUGUUUCUCUUCUGCUUUCCCCCCCUUCCCCAUUUCUGUUGUCAAUAAAUUGUUUUGACGUUUACUUUAUAGAGUCCAUUUAAGUAUUCGCUCUCCCUGGGAUAAUUGGAUAUGCGUGUAGCCUCAGAGCAAAAACUAGGACAUCAAGGCAGAUCCUGAAUUAGGGUGGAAUAGUGCAUUUGCUGUGACACAGGCCUGGUUGAGACUAAGAAGUGGCCAUAGUUCUGUGGUCAUUAGUUUGAUAUCCCAAAGAUUAUGCCAUGUUUAAUCCUCUGUUUUCUACUCUUUGUACCAAGCUUUUUGUGAGGCUGAACAUCCUUGAAUUCUUUGUGAUUAGUUACUGCUCAUUGGGCAGGUGAUAGCUUGUUAGGAUUGCGAGAGAACCAAAAGACUCAUCUAUUUAUGACUCAGCAAUAAAUAGAGAAAACUGACAUGCCAGUCCGGUCCUCUAGCUACUGGCCUGAUUAUAGCACUAGGAGCCUUU